Nematolebias whitei (Rio pearlfish) is the source of this 1807-nucleotide messenger RNA. RefSeq names its product protein kinase C substrate 80K-H (gene prkcsh). The record is from RefSeq and is a predicted model, not a curated record. Gene Ontology annotation, molecular function: calcium ion binding. Lineage: Eukaryota; Metazoa; Chordata; Actinopteri; Cyprinodontiformes; Rivulidae. The transcript has 17 exons. Gene Ontology annotation, cellular component: glucosidase II complex. The coding region runs from base 37 to 1629 and encodes 530 amino acids. Gene Ontology annotation, biological process: liver development; N-glycan processing.
UGCUCCACUGUAUUGUGUGAUUAUAAAGUGUACACCAUGAACUGCCAGUGUUUGCUGCUGCUUCUUGUGUGUGGAGGAGUCUCAUCUGUGGAGGUUCAACGUCCUCGCGGGGUCCCAUUAUCAAAAAGGCCGCUGUAUGAAGAGAACAAACCCUUCACUUGUUUGGAUGGAUCCCGCACCAUUCCCUUUGACAGAGUAAAUGAUGACUACUGUGAUUGUCAGGAUGGGUCUGAUGAGCCAGGUACCGCUGCUUGUCCCCAUGGCAACUUCCACUGUACCAAUGCAGGUUUCCGACCAACAUUCAUCCCCUCGUCCCGCGUCAAUGAUGGAAUUUGUGACUGCUGCGAUGCUACAGAUGAGUACAACAGUGGUGCUGACUGUCAGAAUACCUGCAGGGAAUUGUGGCGUAAAGAAAAAGAGAGCAUGGAGAAGUUGGCAGAAAUAGCAAAGGAGGGCUUUUUGCUCAAACAACAACUUAUCCAGGAGGCUAAAAGAGGUCUAGAGGAUAAGAAGGGCACACUGUCAGAAGUCCAAAACAGUAAAAAGGAUCUGGAAACGAAAGUGGAGGCUCUGAGAACUGUUAAAGAAACUGCAGAGCAACCAGAGAAAGUAGCUAAAGAGCGCCACCUGAAGGCCUGGGAAGAACAAAAAGCUGUCAUUCGCACGGAGAAAGACAAGGCUAGAAUGGCUGAAGUGUUUCUUGAGCUGGAUCGUAACGGAGAUGGCUUUGUCUCAGUGGUCGAACUUCUGUCUCAUUCUGAGCUUGACAAAGAUUCUGAUGGUGUAUUCACCGAAGCAGAGGCUCAGGAACUGUUGGGAGGAGUGGACAAAAUUGACCCCGCAGCAUUUGAGAAUGUUUGGAGUAAUAUCAAAGACAAAUAUUUGUCCGAGCAGUCAACCACAGAUGCCUCAGUCCCCGUAGAACCCCCACAGGAGGAAAUAAAAGAUCCAGUCUCUGACAAUGAUUCUGAAACGUACCCUGAUGAUGACAACCCAGAGGAAGAAGAGGAUGAGGAAGAUGAGGAGGAGGAUGAUGAGAUGGAUGAUGGGGAUUAUAAAACUCCUCCUCCAACACAAACUCAAGACAAAAAGGACGAUGAAGAGGGAGCUAUGCCGCCCUAUGAUGAAGAAACACAGAAUCUUAUUGAUGCUGCACAGAAAGCCAGAGAUGAGUUUGAUGAGGCUGAGAAAGCUCUAAGGGAGGUGGACGAUAACAUCAGGAACCUCGAGAAGGAAAUCUCUUUCGACUUUGGACCAAAUGGCGAGUUUGCCUACCUCUACAGCCAAUGUUAUGAGCUGACCACUGGCGAGUAUGUCUAUAGACUCUGUCCAUUCAACAGAGUAUCCCAGAAACCCAAGUAUGGUGGAUCGGAAACUAAUUUAGGUUCUUGGGGGAAAUGGGCAGGUCCUGAGGAUAACAUCUACUCUGUGAUGAAGUAUGAGCAUGGGACAGGAUGUUGGCAGGGCCCCAACAGGUCCACCACUGUCAAGUUAACAUGUGGGACAGAAACGGUUGUGACAUCUACGUCAGAGCCCAGCCGCUGCGAGUACCUCAUGGAGUUCAUCAGCCCUGCUGUCUGCCAGGAGCCCCCUCCAGUGAUCCCUGAUUCUGAUCAUGAUGAGCUGUAGACACUCGUGAUCUGUUGCUCUUAAGGGACCAGACUUUGCAGCAACAUGAAGUUUCCGCUCGACAAGCUGCAUCACCUCUGCGUUUUAUCGUUUCUGUGUGAACUUUAUGGAAAUUCCAACGAGUAGGCAAUCACAAUGAUCGACACUUCUAUCUUUCACUCCUGCUCGGUUUAUUUUA